Zingiber officinale is the source of this 815-nucleotide messenger RNA. RefSeq lists its product as uncharacterized. Lineage: Eukaryota; Viridiplantae; Streptophyta; Magnoliopsida; Zingiberales; Zingiberaceae. The transcript has a single exon. The record is from RefSeq and is a predicted model, not a curated record. Bases 80 to 622 code for a protein of 180 amino acids.
UAAGGCAACAACAGGUAGCACCACCCAUUUUGCUAGCCAGAUAAAGAACUGAUUGUUGAAGCUUUUCUUCAAACAAGAGAUGGGCACGCUCUCGCACCACGUUGUAUUCCUUCCGAGUUAUCUCGCGGGAACGGCCUCCCGCCAGACCAGAAUCUCCUCGAUUAAAUGCUCAAACAGAGGCUUCGCAACUCCGCAGCGCGCUCAAGGAAGCAGAGGCUUCGGUGUCCCGGCACCUGCCGACCACAAGUCUCGGUCCAAAGGAGAUGACACCGCGCUUCGCGGCGACGGCAGCGGGAGCCGCAAAGGCAGCAGCGAAGACGACGAGAUUCCCCAAGUGGUGUUGGAUCGGAUGCUCCGGCGGAUUCUGAUCUCCGUCGGGGGUCCGAUGGCGUCCGGCUUCGUGUUGCUGUACCUGGAGGGGUUGGUGAAGAAGGGCGGGCUGUGGGAGGUUCCGGCGUGGCUGCCGUUCCUCACUAUCUUGCUCUCGUUUGGGACGUCAGCGAUGGGGAUCGCCUACGGGACUCUGUCUUCGAGCUGGGACCCGGAGAGGGAAGGGAGCCUGCUGGGGUGGGAGCAGGCGCAGAAGAACUGGCCGGAGCUGUGGAAGGAGGAGAACGAAUGAUGCCAUGACGUGUGAUCGGAGUGCCGACGGCUUGGUGGAGGACCAGUGGAAAUUGUAUGUUCUUGUUCAGGUUUCCUUCUGUCUGAUUAGUUUAAAAAUAUGAUGAGACAGUAAAAUUAAAUCAAGUAUAAAUUGAAAAGAAGAUAAAGGUAACGUUAUUAUGUUCAACAGAAUGAGAGUUUUGGGAAGAAUA